AAUGUGGAGUGUAAAGAGAGUGAGCUGGAGGACGACACCCAGACUCUAACCUGAGGGGACGGGGACACUGAGGACCUGUCCACUGUGAGGGACAGCCUGGUAGAUCUGGACAGUGAGGACUUGGUGCCAACAAGAAGAAGUUCUGUUUUAUCACUGUUGAAUUUCAGGAAGGUGAACCAGGAUUUGAUUCAGAGAUACAGAGGGCGAGAGAGGAGGGGGAGAGUGGAGUCAGGUUUAGAGAGAGAGCUGGGUGUCUCCGCAUGGCAGUGAAAAUUAAUACCAAGUUUCCGGAAAAUGCUACCGAGGGGAAGAAGAUACUGUAUAUGACGAAGAGGAGGGGCCCCAGGACAGAGCCCUGGGGACACCAGAAGUGACGGGGAGGCUGGGAGGUGAUGAACUGAGAGCUCCAGUGAGGGAGGAGUGAAACCAGAGAAGAGGGGUGAGAGAGCCUAUUGAGCAGGAUGGAGUGAGAGGCGGUGUCGAAGGCCACCUCAGAUCGAGGAGGAUGAGGAUGGAGAUCAAACCGUGGUCAGCUGCCGUGAGAAGGUCGUCUGUGAUCUUUAAUAAUGCUGUUUCAGUGCUGUGGCGGGACGGAAAGCGGACUGGAAUCCUUCUGCAGUUUCUACUUUCUUUACGGCAGUUUUUUACUAUCUUUGUUACAGUUUUUACUUUCUUUACUACCUUUUUUACUUUAUUGCAGUUUCUACUUUCUUUGUUGCAGUUUUUACUUUCUUUGAGGUUCUAAUAGCAGGAACCUUUUCAAGCGUGAUUUCUUUGAACUGUUUGGGAACUGAUGGUUCCGUCUUUGUUUCAGUUUUUGUUCUUUUGUCUCUUGAAGACAAGCGAAUCGUCCCCCUGGUUCUGACUGUACGCGUUCCAAACCUGUAAACCAGUUCACCGGUAAACCGGUUAACCAGUUCAGAGACGCUUCAGCUUUCUCCUCAGCGUUUACAGCUCAUUUCCAUUUCCUGAAAAUAAUCAUCAAACUGGCUCCACUAAUGCUAAAGCUAACAGUAGUUGAUUUCAGCUCCGCCAAUGUUAAAGCUAGCAAUGGUCGAUGGCCGCUUCGCUAAUGCUAAAGCUAGUAAUGACUGAUGUUGACUCUGCUAAUGUUAAAGCUAACAGUGUUACACAGUGUCCUCUAGUGGUGACAGCAGUUGCCCCCCCUCACCCUGCUCUCUACCCCCCCCAGCUGGUCAGCCUGCUGCUGGUGGGCGUGGCCGCCUGGGGGAAGUGGUUCGGCCUGGUCUCCAGCAUCCGGGUGGUGGCGGGGGUCAUCGGGGUCGGGGUUCUCCUGCUCCUGGUGGCCCUCAUGGGGCUGUGCGGCGCCCUGAAGCACCACCAGGUGCUGCUGUUCUUCUACAUGAUGGUUCUGUCGGCGGCCUUCGUCCUGCAGUUCUCCGUCUCCUGCGCCUGUCUGUCGCUGAACAUCGAUCAGCAGAACCACCUGCUGGAGAUCGGCUGGAACAAGUCGGAGAGCACUCAGCGAGACGUGGAGAACACUCUGGACUGCUGCGGGUUCUCGUCCUUCAGCCCCAACAGCUCCUGCUCCGCGCCUUGUGCCCUGACCUCCACCCAGACCUGCUCCAGCUGUUCCGUCACCCUCCAGCGGUACGCCGGGGAGGUUCUGCGCUUCGUCGGAGGCAUCGGGCUGUUCUUCAGCUUCACAGAGGUUCUGGGAGUCUGGCUCACCCACAGAUUCAGGAACCUGAAAGACCCCCGAUCCAACCCGGGGGCGUUCCUGUGACCCGAGGCCCCGGAACCCGGAGGAACCCGGAGGAACCCGAAGGAACCCGGAGGAACCUGAAGCAACCCCGCCCCCGAUCAGCUGAUCAUCAGAUGGGUUCCUCCAGAUCGUCUCGUGUUUCGUCUUGAUCUGAUUUUCUUUUACAAAAAUGAUGAAAAACAUGAAGCAGGAGCUUCAUGAUGCUAAUGCUAAUACGCUAGCAUGCUAACACGAUGACCAUGCCAACACGCUAACCACACUAUCGCAAUAAGCAUGCUAACACGCCAACCCUGAUACGUUAACCACACUAACACGUUAACCAUGCUAACACACUAAUCACGCUAACUCUGCUAUCGCAUUAACCAUGCUAAAGUGUUAACCAUGCUAACACGCUAAACAAUGCUGACACGGUAACCACGCUGUCACAUUAGUCAUGUUAACAUGCUAACACAGAUACAUUAACCAUGCUAACACGUUAACCCUGAUAAAACGCCAACGAGCAAACCGCGUUAACCCUGACACAUUGACCAUGCUAACAUGCUAAACAAUGCUCACAUGCUAACCAGUCUGAAAAUUGGAAGAAGCAGCUGGGAGUCGGACCAGCAGCUCUAUCCAGUGAGCCAAAACUAAAUAAUGAGUUCCAUUGCGAAACCUUCAUGAGACCAGAAAUUACUGAAAAUUAGAAAAGAGAAAUUCUUGAUUUCAACGUCAGAACUGAGGCGAGGCCGAGUACGACCAAUCAGGAGCCACAGUUUGAAAAGAAAUUGUUUUUAGCAAUUUUGACUUUAAAAAAAGUGGUGAAGCUACAGUAAGACCACUGGGCUAGCCACAUGCUAACCCUGCUAACACCUGUUAGCCACAUGCUAACCCUGCUAACACCUGUUAGCCACAUGCUAACCCUGACACCUGUUAGCCACGUGCUAACCCUGUUAAAACCUGUUAGCUACAUGCUAACCCCGCUAAGACCUGUUAGCCACGUGCUAACCCUGCUAAGACCUGUUAGCCACCUGCUAACCCUGCUAGCGCCUGUUAGCCUCAUGCUAGCCCUGCUCAUGCUAAUGUUUGAUUCUUCUUGCUGAAACAGUUUUUCUUGGUUGAAGUUUUUCUGUCUGAUUUUUAAAAAGAUGAAGAAACAAACUUUUCUAGUUUUGAUGAUUUUCUGCAGUUUUUACUGAAAAAUGACGUUUUGAAACGAUUCUUUUAAUUAAAAUCUUUUUUUCGUGG
Salarias fasciatus (jewelled blenny) is the source of this 2950-nucleotide messenger RNA. RefSeq names its product tetraspanin-13-like. The record is from RefSeq and is a predicted model, not a curated record. The coding region runs from base 1058 to 1747 and encodes 229 amino acids. The transcript has 5 exons. Gene Ontology annotation, cellular component: membrane. NCBI's taxonomy places the organism in Eukaryota, Metazoa, Chordata, Actinopteri, Blenniiformes, Blenniidae.